AUGCCGAGUUUCCUGUCGUCGUCGCAGCUUCAGUCGCACCGAUCUGCGACGUCGCUGCCAACCACGGGUAUUCUGCGAUCUGCGGGAUGGGACGACAGCAGCGACAAGCUCGAGGAGGAAAAGCGGCGUUUAUUGCGGAAACUCAAAGGACAGGAGUAUUUGCUGUCAAGGGUGACCGCGGGCCGACUCGCACUCCCCGAUGGCGGCGCGAAGCUGUCCGCGCAGGUGCGCAAGCUGCACGCGCAGCUGCAGCGGGUCGAGUCGCUGCUAGCGGCACACGCGGCGCAGCAGGCGGCGGGGGAUGCGGACGAGCAGGAAGCGGACAGCGCGAGUGUCGCGUUUAGGGUUUCGGGGAGGAGAGAGAGUGGGGGAGGGAACGUGAAAGGCGAUGCUGGUGCUGUUACUGCUGCUUCGUCUGGUGUGAGCGGCAUGAGAGGGGAUGAGGGAGAGGCGAUGAUGGGGAGGAUGGUGGAGGAUGGAGCAGAUUCGACGACGAGUCGUGUGGCAAGGCGGGAGGGUGUAUUGGUAUCCUCUGGGCUAGCUGCAUUGGGUGCAUCGGUGCGCACGCGCACGUCGUCCUUCCAGCCGUCCUGCUCGUCUGUCGCCAUGCGCCGCCUCUGGUCGCUGCACCGUGCGGUGGAAACCACCAUCGACGACCCGGCUCUGGAAGCUGCGGGUCGGCUGGAACAAGGCGGGGGUGCAGGUAGCGCAAACGGUAUUGGCUUUGCCGGAGGUGCUGUGAGUGCUGGGAACGGAGGGAGCGGAGGGAGAGAAGGGAGUGCAGGGAGCGCUGGCACGAGGGUGUCUCUCCCUGCUGGUUCCAGCGCCCCUCGUGUGGGGUCGGAUGGAAGGAUGUACCGGCUUCACAAUGGAAAGCUGGAGCGUGUGGGGGCAGAUGAAAAGAUUUCGCCGGAAGGAGUUCGGGCAGCCCGGGAGAAGGUCAGGAGGGACUUGAUGUGGGAGGCGGACCGUGCAGCUGUCCGGCUGGGGAGAGUGUUAAAGAUUGGUGAUGGUGAUGGUGGCGGUGGUGGUGUGGGUAAUGGUGAUGGCAGGGAUGCUGUGCACAGUGCUCAGCUCAAAUCUUCUCAGGACAUGAUAGAUGUGGCUACUGGGGCUGCUGGGGGGGCUUCUGGGGGAGCCUCCGGGACUUCCGAGGCUGCCGGGGCUGCUGGGGCGCCUGGGCGGUGUGCUCGAGUGAUAUCAGUGCUGGAGGCGGCUCAGCUGCUGGCGGAACAACGGACACGGAUUCGAGAAUAUGAAGAGAAGAUCAUGGCAUCUGCAGGAGGUGGCGCUUCUGACUUGAAGCGUACCAGUAGGUUGCCCACUUUCACGGCAGGUGCACUUGCAUGCAUGCGUGGGUGGAGGCAUGCAUGGGGACAUGCAUGGGGGCAUGCAUGGGUGCAUGCAUGGGUGCAUGCAUGGGUGCAUGGAUGGGGGCAUGGAUGGGAGCAUGGAUGGGGGCAUGGAUGGGGGCAUGGAUGGGGGCAUGGAUGGGGGCAUGGAUGGGGGCAUGGAUGGGGGCAUGGAUGGGGUGGGGGCAUGGAUGGGGGCAUGGAUGGGGGCAUGGAUGGGGGCAUGGAUGGGGGCAUGGAUGGGAGCAUGGAUGGGGGCAUGGAUGGGGGCAUGGAUGGGGGCAUGGAUGGGGGCAUGGAUGGGAGCAUGGACGGGGGCAUGGAUGGUGCAUGUGCGCGCGGGCGUGCAUGGGCUGCCCACAGCUGGAGCAGGUGCAUGUGCGUGCGGGCGGGCAUGGGUCAGCGGCACCAGGCUGCUGCGGCGACUCUGCCACUCCCUGUGGUGCGCUCCGUGCCCCUGCCACCAGUUGAGCCUCGCUGUGCUUGCAGCCUCGCUGUGCUUGCAGCCUCGCUGCUGCCCUCAUCAGGCGGCGCUCUGCUUCUCUCCCCGGGUUCUCACCGCCUCCCCACUGCUGGCCUCGCUCUCGGUGGCCAAUCCAUCUCUCUCCUCGCUGCUCUCCCCUCCCCCCUUCCCAACCCUCCUCCUCCUUCUCCUCCUCCUCCCCUCGGUCCCUCUCCUCCUUCUGUCCCCGCCGCCCCAAUUAUUGACUGUGGAGGGGGGGCUUGCCUUUUGGCCGUCUGUGAUCCAGCCACUGCCGUGGUGCCAUGUGGCCACGCGCGAUUGGUCCUCGCAGGAAUCACUGUGCGGAACGGCCGGGCAGGUGCGCCACGUGGCGGCUGUUUAUUGGUUGAGAAUCAGGCCGUCCACGUCAGCAAUGCCUCCUUCACCGGAUGCUCUGCGGCCAGUCACGGCGGGGCGAUCUCGGUCCUCAACGCGCCACGUGUCACACUCUCGCGCGUCCACGUCAGCGCCUCAUCCGUCUCCACCCACUCAGGAGGCGGUGGGGGCGUGGCGUUACGAAACGUGACCAUAGCGAGCGUGACAGACUGUUGGUUCAAGGGGUGUUCUGCGAAGGCUGGUUUUGGGGGAGGUGUUUACUGCGAAGCCAGUAGGGUGGAGGUGCGGGGAGGGGAAUUCUCGCGCUGCUCGGCUGAUGCAAAUGGAGGGGGGCUGGCAACGAGUGGGUGCUCUGGGCGCAUUGAUGGCGUCAGGUUCUUCGAUAAUAAGGCCACCAUCGGGGGCUGUAUGGCUGAUACCUCCUCUCCCUCUCUCACCGUCUCGCGCUGCUCCUUCCUCUCCUGCGUCGCCACCAACCCACUCCUCGACGCAUACACCUCCUACAUGCGUGGCGCCGCAAUCCACGCCAACCACACCACCUCCCUCUCCGUCUCCCUCUCCUCCUUCCGCAACGGCUCGAGCUUCAUGGGUGGGGCCGGGAUCAUGGCUUUAAGAGUCGCCAACCUUACGGUUACUGCCUGCGAGUUUCACGGUAACCGCGCGAUGACCCCGCAGGGCGGCGGAGGGGCGGCACUGGAAGGCCAGGGCUCGACCAUCACCGUUCGGCACUCGCGGUUUUUCCACAACAUUGCAGAAUCCCCCAUGAUGGCCUUUGGAGGAGCGGUCUAUGUGAUAGACUGCCCGAGCUUUCUUUCCAACUGCUCGUUUGUGGGGAACGAAGCAAAGCACACGACAGACGCGGCGACGGGUCAGGGGGGGGCGCUGCUGCACUCGUGGGGAAUGAUGGGGAGCGAUCCUGUGUGGAUGGAGGUGGAGGAUUGUGUGUUUGAGGAGAAUCGGGCGCGGUUUGCGGGCGGAGCGAGCUUUGAGAGCGACGCCGUGAUCAGGCGCACGCGGUUCAUCCGCAACGCGGCGUCUUUCCGCACUGCCGGCGCUGCGCUCUUCUUGCGUGAAGCAACAGUGGACGGCUCGCUCUUCUUGCGGGAAGCAACAGUGGACGGCUCGCUCUUCUUGCGGGAAGCAACAGUGGACGGCUGUGAGUUCACCGGAAACACAGUGCUGCACAACGGAGGGGCCAUAGUAACCGGGGGCGUGGGGCAGACCAACAUCACCCGCACCACCUUUCUUAACAACACUGCUCUCUCGGGGGAGGGCGGGGCGAUCUACGUGCAAGAGGCAACCACAGGCACUGUCCUCGUGUCCCACUCGCUCUUUCUCAACAACUCCGCUCUGCUCUCCAAGGGAGGAGCCAUUGCUUUCUCUGGCAACAUACUCGCUAUAGACAACUCCACUUUCGUUAACAACUCCGCCCUGGUCAAAGGAGGAGCGAUAUCAGUUGAAGGCACCUCUACAGCAGCAACCAACGGCACGCUCUACCCUGUCACUGUCUCCCACUCGCACUUCCUCUCCAAUCGGGCCGAUCUGGGGGGGGGAGCAAUCUCCCUCUCCUCCCAAGCAGCACUCAGCGCACUCAACUGCUCCCUCCUCCACUGCCGCUCCGGCAGCGGCGGCGCCGUUCUGAUCGAGGACUUUGGACGGCUCAGAUUGCACCGCAGCGAGUGCUCUUGGAACCAGGCACCAUCCGGGGGAGGCUGCAUCUCCCUGGGUGAGUUCGCCACCGCUACAGUCACGUCGUCUAACAUCACGGGAAACGACGGCGGGAACGAGGGCGGAGCGCUGCGAAUGACCGGCCAAACGCUCCUCUCCCUCUCCUCGUCUCUCCUCUCUAACAACUCCGCUUUAGACGGAGGGGCCCUGUGGGCGGAAAUGAACGCCCAGGUUAAGGUCUCCGGUUCGAAUCUCACCGGAAACACAGCGAAAGUGCAAGGCGGGGGGGUGUAUGCCAUCCACAAGUCCAACCUCUCUAUUUCCGACUCUCAGUUUGUGGCGAACCGGGCUUUGGUGGGCGGUGGAUUGCUAGCGGAAGGAGAGGUGGUGGUUUCAGUGACCGGGAAAUCGGGAUUCGAGCGGAAUGAGCAACACGGUGUGGUGCUGAUGGGGCAGACCAAGGCGAGGUUUCAAGACACGGGGUUCAGAGGGAACGGUGCGGGAGGGUCGAGGGACGGCGGGGCGGUUCAGGUCUCGGAUGUGGCUGUGGUGGUGCUGAUGGGGGGGGUGGUUAUGGAGGGGAACUGGGCGAGGAGAGGUGGGGCGGUUUUUGCUGAUGCUGACAGCAGCCUGACUCUGUCGGAUGAUUUGUUGGGAGCUGCAGCAUCAGGGGGAGCAGCAGGGUUAGGAGCAGCAGGAGGAGUGAAAGGAGCAGCAGGGGAAGGUUUAGCGGGAGGCGCGGAGGCAGCAGGGCCAUCCUCGUUACAAGCCCGGCUGCGGCCGCGGCUUAUAAGGAACCGCGCAGAACACCAGGGGGCCGGAAUAUUCGCAGGAGGCAACGCCACCAUAACCAUCGCAGGCGCCACAUUCACCAACAACAAAGCCGGCGAAUCGGGAGCAGGAAUGGCUGUUCUAGAACAGGCUCACGGCACCCUCACGGCGUGUGCUUUCAAGAGGAAUGUGGGCGGUGGGGAGGGCGCGGGGGUGUAUAUCAACCGGGGAGGGGCGGCGGGUGGGGAGGUGGGAGAUGCUGGGGCUGGAUCGGUGGCUGUGAGUGAGUUUCUGCCCCCAGGUGCUGGAUCUGUGGAUGGGAGUGGAGCUGAUGGCAACACUGACAUGAGCAACAGCACUGCAACUGCUACUGCUGCUGAUGCUGCUGCUGCUGCUGCCACUGGUGUGGCUUCAGCAGCAGCAGCAGCAUCAGCAGGGGGUGGAGGCCUGCUGCCGUUGGCGGUGUCUCGUCUGGCUUUCCAAGGCAACACUGCGGCCAGCACGAGUGUGGCUGCUACCCUGGGGGGCUCUGCCUUUUUCGACGCCACCUUUGAGCCGUCCAAGCGCUCGCCCUGCCUCCGCUGCCACCGCACCGACCCCAGGGACACCUUGGGCUCUCCUCCAACUUCCUUUAUGAUGUGGUGGUCAGGCAGUGGCGAGCGGGACACAGGGGGCCAGGCGCGCUACAGGGUGAGGGGGGACAUGGCCAACCCCGUCUCAGGGCUGCACGUCACUCUGCUCGAUGCUGCCGGCCUCCUGGCUUCCAGUGAUGACUCGGUGCUGGUUGAGGUGGUGCCAAGCCCAUUCAUUUCGGGGGAGCUGCGAGCAACAGCAGUGGGCGGCACUGUCACUGUGCCGCCCAUCACAAUCGUCCAAGUGCCUCCCUCCUUAACUCCUACUGCUUACCCUACGGCUUCUCCUACUGGUGGUAACCCCGCCACGGCUACUUUUGCUGACCCUGCUGGUGAUCCCAUCGCUUCUGCUGCAACUCCCGCUUCCAGCGCCGAUGCUCCUGAUGGGACAGCUGGCGUGCUCUCAUUGGCUGUGGCCGUCAGCAGCCCGCUGAACGCGUUCCCGCCGUUUCAGCGCACGCUGGAGAUCGUUUUCUGCCCGGCCGGGCACUACUGCGGGCCUGGCAAGGGCGCGCAGCACUGCCCAGAUGGCACCUUCUCCUUCCGCCCAGGUGCCACCUCCCCCACUGACUGCCUCCCCUGCCCCAACACCACCAACGCCCGCACCCACCUCCCCGCUAUGACCUGCUCUGACGGCGUUGCUGACGUGGCGGCGGGGUAUUGGCUGGAUCCCGGGAGCGUGGCGAACGGGCAGGUGGUGGUGUAUUCGUGCGAUGUGCUCAACGGGUGCCCCGGGUUCCAAGCUUCUACCCUCCAAAAUGGAAGCAAUUCUCAAAUUUACCCGAAUCCGGAUUCUAUUUCAGCACAAGGAGGGGGUGUGGCGGCGGCGGUGUGCGUCGGAGGGGAGGGGGAGCAGGCGCGGUGCAGAGGGGUUGGGGGGGAUGGAGAGGAGUAUGGGCAGUGUGGAGAGGGGUAUGCCCAGGUGCGGCUAUGCUCUGAGUGUGCUUCUGGCUUCUACUCUCUGCUUAGGGAGUGCCACUCGUGCACUGCCACCCUCACCAAUCUCUUCCCAAUCUUCCUCACGCUUAUCCCUCUGGCAUGGGCGGCCAUGGCACUACUCUCCUCCGCCUUCCACGCUGCACCCAUCUUCCUCACUCCUCCACUCCCUCUAUUCCCGCUCUUCCUCAUGCUGAUUCUGCUCGCAUGGGCGGCCAUGGCACUACUCUCAUCCGCCUUCCACGCUGCAGCCAUCUUCCUCACAGACCUGCAGCUGCUCGCACUCAUUGCAUCCUACACCGUGCCGCUCCCCACCUGGCUGAACCCCUUCAUCCAGCUCUUCCAGCUCUCACUCUUCAUCCCUGACCUGAUUGCACCGGCUUGCACCACACCCUUCGGCUACGAGCAGCAAUGGGCAGUCACCAUGCUCGUACCCCUUAUAGGCCUCCUCGUUUACACCGCACUCUUUGCCCUGCGCAAGCUCUACCUGUUUGUUUUCUGUAGCAAAAGCACCUCUACUGCUGCAGUUACCACCUCCACUUCCCCUCCUCCUCCUCCUGCUGCUGCUGCUGCUGCUGCUGCUGCUCCCGCUGCUACUGCUACCACCAGCAACACAGGAGCAGAGGACACUGCUUCCCCCAACCACCCUCCAUCCCACCACACCCACUCCGAUCCCUUCAAUUACACCCUAAUUCACGGGGUAACCAACUGGUUAGACCUCUGCUACGCGCCAGUCAUUUACCGUUGCCUGCAAGCCCUCCACCCGUACUUCUACGGGAUAGAGACGCUCGCCGCCGCCCCGACUAUCGUCUGGUUCUCCGCCGCCCACAACACCAUGUUUGCUUUGUCUGUAGUGGUGCUGAUGUUAUAUGGUGCGGGCCUGCCUGUGGGUCAUGCGUUGGUGCUAUGGUGGGGGAGAGGGGGAUGGGGGCGGGAGCGAGGAGGAGAGGUGGGGAAAGGGGAGGGAAGGGGAGAGGAGGGGAGGAGAGGGGAGAGGGGGAGAGGGAAGGGGAAGGGAGAGCGGGGGGGGAGGGGGGGAUGGGAUGCGCAUGCGUACAAGAGGCGGUGGGGGUGGAUGGUCAACCGAUACGACGAUCACUAUUACUGGUGGCACCUUACGUGUUAUGCGCGGCGGCUGUUCAUCGCCUCCCUGGCAGUCUUCCCCUGCACGUCCCCCGAGACACAGCUCUCCGUCACGCUCCCUCUGCAAGCCAUCCACAUCGGCCUCCACUUCGCCGCCUCCCCCCACUCCUCGCUCUCCCUCGACCUUCUCUCCUCCCUCCUCGCUCUCUCUGACCUUCUAUUCACGGUUGCUCUCACGGGGAAGAGCUAUGUGGUUGUGCCGGCGGCGGCGACAGCGCUGUUUGUGUGCGCGCUCGUGCUGCUGCUCGUGCCUGCGGCUCUGGCUCUGCUCGGCGCUGCUGUGGGCGACGUCACCGUCGCCCGCAUGCCCGCAGGGAAAGGGGAUGCCCGUGUGCUGAGCUCCAGGAUUGCUCACCAGCAGCAGCAGCGGCAGCAGCAGCAGCAGCAGCAGCAGCAGUCAAGUCAGCAGGAGAAUUCAACCCAGCAGCAGCAGCAGCAGCAGCAGCAGCAGCAGCAGCAGCAGCAGCAGUUGUUGGGAGUGGCAGUGGGUGGUGGUAUGCCCGGUCUGACAGGAUUGGCAAGAGCAAUGGAGCGGGAUGGUGCAGGGUCUUCCAGUGGGCGGCGCAGCAACAUCAGCGUUCUGGUGCGCAGUCUUUCCAAGCGAGAGGGCGUUGCUGGUGCCUCUGCCACUGACCUUCUCUCCUCCAUGUCCCGUAGCAAUUCCCGCCACGAACUGCCUGGAGUAGCAGCAGCAGCAGCAGCAGCAGCAGGAGGAGGAGGAGGAGCAGGAGUGGGAACAGCAGGCAUAGCCGAAGCGGCGGGGGGGGCAGCAGGGGGGGCUAUGAUAACUGUCAGCGGGGGUGGGGUGAUUGUGAGGAGUGGGUCCAGCUCGCAGGACGUACCAGUGCCACCACCUGCAGCAGCAGAGGCGACAGCAUGGGCCUCAGCCAUAGGCGCGUACAGCCUCGCUAGAAGCAGCUCGCGCCGCGAGAUCGUCCCCGACUCGCCACACGCCCCUGUUUCCAUGGGAAACCCCGGCCUGUUUUCUCGAAGCAGCUCACGCCGCGAGAUCGUCCCGGACUCACCCCGGCCCGUAUCAGGGGGACUAGGAGCGGUGCUAGCAGCAGGAGUACCGGGAACGCCUGUGACCCGGCCCGGGAUAUCUCGCAGAGAGAUCGUACCCGACUCACCUCUCACCUUCUCCAGGAGUGCUUCUCGCCGCGCUGCUCCUGCAGACUCCCCCGCUUCUUCCGCCCUCUCCACCUCCCCCUCUGCUGCUGGGCUCCCCAGCUUGCCCGGCCCCGGCAGCCUGGGCGGCUUCUCCUUGUCCCGUAGCGGCUCCCGCCGCGACCUCUCAGGUGAAUUCUCAGGUGUUUUGCCGGUCGUGCGGCAGUCCAUGUCGCGAAGCUCGUCGCGGAGGGAGAUCGUGGCGGAGAUCGAAGGGGAGCUGGCAGCGGCGGGGCUACCAGGGUCGCUUUCCCGCUCCCUCUCCCGGUCGCUCUCUCGGAGCGCGUCGAGGAGGGAGCGGUGGAACGAUGGGAGUAGUCACUUUGGAGGAGGGGUUGUGGAGGCUGAGGUGGUGUCUCGUGCUGAGUGGCCGCCCCGGCUAGAGGACCAUGUCACCUGGGCUGCUGCUGCUGCUGCUUCUGCUGAUCGCCACCUGGCGAUCCUGGUGCGCGUGGAGGCGCACAGGAGGGAGGACUCGCUCAGGCUUCUGCUGAGAUCCGAUGCCGUGCAGGACAUCAUUGCUUGGCUGACCUCGCCGCACUGGUAA
This is a messenger RNA of Closterium sp. NIES-65, 9054 nucleotides long. Lineage: Eukaryota; Viridiplantae; Streptophyta; Zygnematophyceae; Desmidiales; Closteriaceae. The record is from the annotation of a GenBank genome assembly.